This is a messenger RNA of Dendronephthya gigantea, 1395 nucleotides long. Its product is annotated as von Willebrand factor A domain-containing protein 7-like. Lineage: Eukaryota; Metazoa; Cnidaria; Anthozoa; Malacalcyonacea; Nephtheidae. The transcript is spliced from 4 exons. The coding region runs from base 1 to 1395 and encodes 464 amino acids. The record is from RefSeq and is a predicted model, not a curated record.
AUGGUUGUGAAAUGCUACCGUUGUAUUUUAGAACAAUCAAAUCUAACGUAUAAAGACGAGGGAGAAGUGGACGAAUUCAUAGAUGAAAUAGAAAAUCUGAAAGCCAGUGGCGGAGGAGACUGCCCGGAAUACACUUUCAAUGGGAUGAUUGCAGCGAUAGAAGAGGGUCCGGAAUUGGGAUCACCGUUGAUUGUUUUCACAGAUGCUCCUCCAAAAGAUGCCGAUGAAAACGAUAAUCUGAACGGCCUCAUCGCACUUGCUGGAGAGAAUGAAGUUAACAUAAACUUUUUCACGCACGAAACUUGCGAUAGUUUUCCUUUCAAAGGCUUCGAGCUUUUCAAACAGUUAUCCGCGGAAACUGGAGGUCAGUAUUUACCAAUGGAAGAAUACGAAUUGCGAAGCUUGGCGAAGUUCACGGACGCAAAAUUAGGUACUUUGGCGGCGGUAAAAACUGGUGAAUCAGUGGCGAGGACAAGGCGACGACGCAGCACAGUUGAUGAAAUCCUUAUCGCACUUGACGAUACCGUCGACCGUCUGGUUGUGUCGACAACCACCGAGAACAGCGCGACUGACGUCAGUCUUCGGGCACCUUCGGGAAUAGCAUGGGACGAGGGAAAGAAUAUCAUGACUAAUGCUGCUGUAUACAUCGUUGAUCUGCCUGCUGAUGGCGAUUGGAAACUCGAGGUCCCAGUGAGUGCUGGAGAAUAUCGUUACUCCGUGAAAGUCUCGAGCAAAGAAAAUAUCAACUUUAAACACGAUUUCAAAAAGAGCGUGAACAGAAGAAAAGUUGACCUGAAAUAUCCCUUGGCUGGUGAACAGGCGGAGGUGGAACUUAGGAUGGCUGGAGAGAAACAAAUUAAGAAAGAUUCGCUACGCGUUGACAUCGUGGAUACCUCGGGCGAGGUUCUUAUCCCCGACCUGAAACCGACACCGAACGGCGCCGAUGGCGUAUACUUCACCGUAACAUUCAAUCCACCGAAGGAGAAAUUCAAAAUGAUGUUGAAAGGGAUGACAAAGAAGAACAAAGUCUUCACCAGGGUCUCGGAGCGCCCAGAUGAAGUUAAACCGUUGGUUCUUAAAAAAUUCUAUAAUUCAAGAGGAGAUUUCAUCAGACCAGGGGGGAGUGUCUUCCUUAUGCUGUACUUGUUCAAUGGAAAGGACUCAAAUCAAGUGUUCCGAAUUUCGUUCAAAGAUACUCUCGGAUAUAGUAUUUCGCUUCUUGGUCGCAGACGAUUGACAGCGAGGGCUAGAAGCAAGAAGUAUUUGCGAGUCGCUGUUCGUUAUGGCGGAGGAAAACGUGGUAGAGAAGGUCAGAAUGAGAAUGUUAUCAUUCUGGUCAAAGGUCCUGAUGGUAGCAUUGCAACAGAAGUUGUUCCAUUGAUGGUGAAGAGUUGA